GUCAGAGUAAUAUCUAUGAGUUCAAUAUGAGUUCAACUUUAAGCGCGCUCCUUGAAUACGACGUGCUUUUUCCAAAAUCUCCGGAAAAUACCAAUUCUGUGAAUUAUCCGUUUGGGAAACCUGAUCUUCCUAGCCGGUGAAUUUAAUUCAACCAUUACUUACAUAGUAAAUCUCUGUGUGGUAAGUCCAGCUGUCUCGAACUACUGCCAAAGCUUCAGGUGCUACUUUUGUAGCAGCAUCUUCCUCACUCGUUCAGAGAAACAAGACUUGUUGGUCUACCACGUGAUUGCCGUGAAGCCGAUUAUCCAGAAAGUACUAGGUUUAUUCUCGUGGAAUGGCAUCUCUAAGUGAUAUUUUAUUGCCAUGGGAUCAUACACAGCAUACGAAUAGUCUAUUUUUAACAUUCAAGAAUGCAGAUGGAUGUAUUUGUCACUACAAAUUUCUAUUUUUUUAAGGUUCAUGUACCAGUUACUACAUCGAAUAUUAAUGCUUUGAGAAACAGUUCAGAAUCAUUUGUUAUAGAUAAACUCAAUGAACUAAUGAAUGAAGAGUUUGGACAUACAGUUCAAGAACAUGGUCCACAUUUAUAUCCUGGAUCAACAUUUUUCCUUGAUAGUAAUCCCCGACCUCGUAGAAAAGUCCAUACACAAAGUCAAUUAAUUAGUGAUGCUAUGACUUCACUUGGAAAAGCGAAAUCUCCAGAAAAUGAAGAGAAUACAAUAGAUUUAACAACAAAAUCAAGCGGUGAAUUUGUUGACUUGAUUGAACUAGAAAAACUAUCCAGUGUGUUUUUGAACAGACGCAUUGAAAUGAAUCUUUCUCAAGCUGAUGUAGCACAAUCACUUGCAAAACUUUAUGGAGUACAUCGUAGUGCAACUGUAAUUUCAAGAUUUGAAAGAAUGGAUCUAAGUUUAAGCAAUUAUUUAAAAGUUUAUCCAGUACUAUUAAAAUGGUUAAAGGAUAGUGGAACUGCUGAAGGACGCGAUAUAAUUAUUCGAGCCAUUGUCGAUUCUUAUAAAGAAAAUAAAAAUAAUAGUAAUAAUGAUAAUGAUGCAAGUGGUGGUGAUGUUGGAGAUGGCGAUGGCGAUUGUGAUGGUGAUAGUGAUGGUGAUGGUGAUGGUGCAGACAACCAUGAGACGACGACAUUGAAUGAUAGCAAGGACAAUUCUUCUCUGCUGACAGAAUCUAUCUCAGGUGAAUUUCCUAAAAGGCAACGAAGAACAAACUUACCUGAUAAUGUUAAAAUGGAAUUGGAGAAAAUUUAUAAAAAAAAUCAACGGAUAUCUAGAUAUGAGACUAAAGAAUUAUCUGUGAAAUUCAAUUUAGAUAAGAAGAUUAUACAAAAUUGGUUCUACAAUCGUCGUGCACGUGAUGUUACUAAACUAAGAAAAAAGAUGGGAAAGCUUAAACGAAGACGCUGAUAUUUAUUUAUCUACAUCUACAUACAUAAUAUACAUGCAUUUUUGUAAAUGAGAUUCAUUCAACUUCUUGUAUAUGUAAAGUAUUACAAUCAAUUGGGGGUGGGGUGGGGAGAGAGAGAGACAAGCAGGAAAUACAUAUAUAUAUAUAUAUAUAUAUA
Molecule: messenger RNA, 1579 nt
Organism: Trichobilharzia regenti
Lineage: Eukaryota; Metazoa; Platyhelminthes; Trematoda; Strigeidida; Schistosomatidae
Source: the annotation of a GenBank genome assembly